AUGAGUGGCCUGGUAGGAAAGCUGGACCCCCGCAGGAUACAGUGGGGCUCAACAUGGAACACUUUUGCAUCCCGUGUCCUGAGGACCAAACCUGUGGAGUCCAUGUUGGAUUCAGCCAUGUCAGGAACCGGCUCCCACGGGACCAGACUGGCCCGGGUGUUAUCUACGGUGGACCUGGUGUCGCUGGGUGUGGGCAGCUGUGUCGGGACGGGGAUGUAUGUGGUCUCCGGGCUAGUUGCCAAGGAGAUGGCCGGUCCGGGGGUCAUUGUGUCCUUCAUUAUUGCCGCUGUGGCCUCCAUACUGUCAGGAGUGUGUUAUGCAGAGUUUGGCGUGCGUGUGCCUAAGACCACAGGUUCAGCCUACACAUACAGCUAUGUGACCGUGGGCGAGUGCGUGGCGUUUUUCAUCGGCUGGAACUUAAUUCUGGAGUAUCUGAUUGGCACGGCGGCGGGGGCGUCGGCUCUCAGCAGCAUGGCGGACUCGCUGGCCAAUCACAGCAUCAGCAACUUUAUGAUUUCACACAUUGGGACGCUCAAUGGCUUGGGUAAAGGGGAGCAGUCAUACCCAGACCUGCUGGCGCUGCUGAUAGCACUGCUGGUGACGGUGAUAGUGGCUCUGGGAGUGAAGAAUUCUGUGGGCUUCAACAACGUGCUCAACGUCAUCAACCUCAUAGUGUGGGUGUUCAUGAUGAUCGCCGGGCUGUUCUUCGUCAACGGAGAGAACUGGGACGAGGGGAGAUUCCUGCCCUUUGGCUGGUCGGGGGUGAUGCAGGGAGCCGCCACCUGCUUCUAUGCCUUCAUCGGGUUCGACAUCAUCGCCACAACAGGAGAGGAAGCCAAGAGCCCCAACACCUCCAUCCCCUAUGCCAUCACUGCCUCACUCAUCACCUGCCUCACUGCCUAUGUCUCUGUUUCUGUGAUCCUGACUCUGAUGGUACCAUACAAUGAGAUCGACGCAGACGCCCCGCUCAUGGAGAUGUUCGCUGUGCACGGCUGCAUGUUUGCAAAGUAUAUUGUUGCCGUUGGCUCCAUAGCCGGACUCACCGUCUCCUUGCUGGGGUCCCUGUUCCCCAUGCCCAGGGUCAUCUACGCCAUGGCAGGGGAUGGCCUGCUGUUUAAGUUCCUGGCAAAUGUCUCUUCCUACACAGAGACCCCUGCUGUUGCCUGUGUGGUGUCAGGCUUUCUAGCAGCCCUGCUGUCUCUCCUGGUCAGCCUCAGAGACCUCAUAGAGAUGAUGUCCAUAGGAACCCUGCUGGCCUACACCCUGGUGAGCCUCUGUGUACUACUGCUACGUUACCAACCUGAGGGCGACAUCCACGGCUUUGUGAACUUUCUCUCUGAAGAGCAGAACAACAAGAGGAAGGAAGGCGUUCUGGCCGAAUGCGAGAAGGACGCCUGCUCGCCAACCAGUGAGGCCGAUGAGUACGGAGGUCCGCCCACUAACACCUGUGGAGCCAAAAACCUGCCAUCACUGGGUGACAACGAGAUGCUGAUAGGCAAACCAGACAAAAACGCCUACACUGCCAGCCACCCAAACUACGGCACGGUGGAUAUGACCACUGGCAUCGAGGCAGAGGAGUCAGAGAGCGGGCUGUCCCGCCGGUUGAAGAAGCUGAUUGGACCACGCUACUACACCUUGAGGAUCCGACUGGGCCUCCCGGGGAAGAUGGACAGGCCGACUCCAGCCACGGGCAAAACUGUCACUGUGUGUGUGCUGCUGCUCUUCAUCUCCAUCUUCGCUUUUUGCUCCUUUAUUAUUUUUGGAGCGAGCAGUAUCGGGGAGGGUCGCUGGUGGGCUUUGCUGCUAUUGAUCUUCUUCAUCAUUUUCAUUGCCCUCCUCGUCAUCAUCAUCCUCCAGCAACCUGAGAACCCAAAGCGACUGCCCUACAUGGCGCCCUGCGUGCCCUUUGUCCCUGCUUCAGCCAUGCUGGUCAACAUUUACCUCAUGCUUAAACUGUCCGCCAUCACCUGGAUACGAUUUUCAAUCUGGUGCUUCGUGGGAGUGCUCAUCUACUUCGGCUAUGGCAUGUGGAAUAGCACCCUGGAGAUCACGGCCAGGGAGAACGAGGUGCACGCCUCCACCUACCAGCGCUACGAUCAGGGUGUGGACGAAGGCUUCUGCGGCUUCGAUGAUGAUUUCUACCCACCCACCACUGACCCCUGGGGUGCGCCUGAGGGGGGAUCGGGGCUCACUCCACCCGCUCAGGCAAAACCUGAAAGCGAGGGGAUCUCAUCUAAAGGUGGAGGCAGGACCGUUGCCAAUCACGGCCUCGCCGAGGAGGACCCGAUGGAUUUCUGAAGGGACUGACUCUGUGUUACCCUGAAUGUACUGCCUUGUCUGCUGCCUGGGGGAAGGGAGGGGAACAGUAGUGUGAGUGCACGAGUGAUUGUUUGUGUGUGUGUGUU
Seriola dumerili (greater amberjack) is the source of this 2405-nucleotide messenger RNA. RefSeq names its product probable cationic amino acid transporter (gene slc7a14a). The record is from RefSeq and is a predicted model, not a curated record. The coding region runs from base 1 to 2298 and encodes 765 amino acids. Gene Ontology annotation, biological process: amino acid transport; transmembrane transport. Gene Ontology annotation, molecular function: amino acid transmembrane transporter activity. Gene Ontology annotation, cellular component: plasma membrane. NCBI's taxonomy places the organism in Eukaryota, Metazoa, Chordata, Actinopteri, Carangiformes, Carangidae. The transcript is spliced from 9 exons.